Molecule: messenger RNA, 1506 nt
Organism: Exserohilum turcica Et28A
Lineage: Eukaryota; Fungi; Ascomycota; Dothideomycetes; Pleosporales; Pleosporaceae
Exons: 4
Coding region: 1-1506 (501 amino acids)
Molecular function (GO): succinate-semialdehyde dehydrogenase (NAD+) activity
Source: RefSeq, a predicted model, not a curated record
AUGGGUUCCCAAAGCAAAUAUCAGCUGCCCUUCAAGCUGAACAACCCAGAUCUCCUUCACAAUCUCUCGUUUGUGAACGGCGAGUGGGUGCGAGCCAAAUCAGGUAAAACAUUCGAGGUCGUCGAUCCUGGAACUGGAAAACCAUGGAUAGAGUGUCCGACGAAUGACGCAUCCGAUGUCGACGAUGCCGUCAAAAGCUCCCACGAGGCUUUUCAGACUUACAAGAAACUCAGCCCGCGACAGAGGGCGCAAAUGCUGUACAAAUGGGAUGCUCUGAUCAAAGAAAACAGAGAAGACAUAGCGACCAUCCUUGUAUAUGAGACGGGAAAGCCAAAAUCUGAGGCCUAUGGAGAGAUUGACUAUUCGACCGGAUUCACCUGGUGGUUUGCUGGAGAGGCCGAACGGAUCCAAGGCACCGUGUUUACCCCUGCGCUUCCCAAUCGACGUGUCUUUACCAUUAAACAGCCAAUCGGUGUAUCUGUCGCGCUGGUGCCAUGGAACUUUCCCAUUGCAAUGAUCUUGAGAAAAGCGGGUGCUGCAUUAGCUGCGGGAUGUACAAUGGUUGUCAAGCCCAGUCCAGAGACACCAAUUACCAUCCUCACGUUGGCGUACCUUGCGCAAAAGGCCGGAUUCCCCAAGGGAGCUCUCAAUGUCUUGACUACGGACCUUGAUAAGACGCCCGAGCUGAGUGAAGCGCUGUGUCGCCAUCCGCUCGUCAACAAGGUCACUUUUACGGGCUCAACACGCGUGGGAAAGCUUGUUGCGAAGAUAUGCGCAGACAAUCUAAAGAAAGUCACACUGGAGCUGGGAGGAAACUGUCCUGUCUUGAUCUUUGACGAUGCAAGUAUCGAGCAAGUAGUGAGUCAGAUCUAUGCUCUGAAAUAUCGUCACGCUGGCCAAGCGUGUAUCACGGCGAACCGUAUCUACGUCCAGUCCGGCAUCUUUGACAAGUUCCUUGCGCGCUGGAAUGAAGAGACUCAAAAGAUUGUGGUUGGCCAUGGAGCCGACGAGAAGACAACAAUGGGCCCAGUGACGACGCCGCGCGGUGUUGAAAAGGCACUUGCUCUGGUGGAAGACGCGAAAAAGAAGGGGGCGACGAUACACACGGGCGGCAACAAGAUCGAAAAGGACGGCGGUUACUUCUUCGCGCCUACGGUCAUCUCUGGUGUCACACCUGACAUGGAUCUCGCCCAGGAAGAAGCAUUUGCUCCCAUCAGCACGUUCAUCAAAUUUGACACGGAAGACGAGGCGGUAAAGGCUGCCAAUGACACGGGCAUGGGCCUGGCAUCUUACUGCUUCACAAAGAACGUUGACCGGACAUGGAGACUGUUUGAGAAGCUCGAAGCGGGUAUGAUUGGACUCAAUACGGGCAACUCAUCCGCUGCAGAGUCUCCAUUCGGCGGCAUAAAACAGAGCGGCUACGGAAAGGAGUCCGGGAAGGAUGUCGCAGUAAACGAGUAUCUCAUCACCAAGACCGGCACUUUUACGCUAGAAGAAGAGUCUUAG